Camellia sinensis is the source of this 2271-nucleotide messenger RNA. RefSeq lists its product as uncharacterized. The record is from RefSeq and is a predicted model, not a curated record. Lineage: Eukaryota; Viridiplantae; Streptophyta; Magnoliopsida; Ericales; Theaceae.
ACAUAUGUUGAAGAUUAGGUAAGGAUUUAAUGGCAGUUUCUUGUAUAAGCCAUCUAAUCUGUGUCUCAUUCUGUAUGUUUGGUUCUGUGUUCCUAGCAUUGCUAGAAGCUUUUAGUUUUUAUUUUCACUAUUUUGUUUUAAAGGGAAGGGCCUAUAUUGAACUAUAUCAUUAUGUAUAAACUUUUUAUUUGUAUACAAAACACUAAGAAAAAUCAACUCUCUAGAAAUUAUGUAUAAACUUUUUAUUGGUAUUGUGGUUUAUCUCGACAUAUCAUGUGCUGAAUUGUCAUAAGAUCUGGUACACCCCUUCCACCCGCAACACUGUCUCAAACUCCACGCCGAGUUUCCCCCUAAUGAUGAUGCAUGUCGUCCAUCGUGCAAUGCCUGUGGGGAACUCUGUAUGGGCUUUACCUUCUAUUGUUCCGAGUCUUCCUGUGGGUUUGCCAUGGACAUUAAUUGUGUUACGCUGAAAUUGCUUCCCCAGACCGCCAAUGUUCGUGAUACUCAGAUCAGCACAUACGCCACCAACAUCACUUGAUUCUCUGUGAUAAUGAGAAGAAUAGUGAACUUUUCUUCUCUUGCUGCGGCCGAAGAGAUAAAAAAGGAUCAGCUUAUGUUUGCCUUCAAUGACCCUGUUUGCUACACAUAUCAUGCAGCGAGUUGGGAAAGGAGAUCGAACACCCUUUCCACCCUCGGCAUCUUCUCACCCUCAUCCCGACUUCGUCUGCAAACAACGAGAUUAGAAGGGUGUUCUUUUGCAAUGCCUGUGGGUCAAGAUGUAGCCCCAUUACCUUUUUCUGUUCAGAGUGUGACUUUGUAUUGGACGUUUAUUGUGCUUCGUUGAUGUUGAUGCCCGCCAAAAGCAUCAACGAAGGAGAGGGUGGUCAUUGUCAUCAGCCCAAUACAAUUCAACAUUUUACUCACCCCCAUCCCUUAAUUGUUUGUGGCUUUGACAAGAAAACAAAUUUUCCCCUUACCUGCUAUGCAUGCGAUUUACCCUUCGAGGAUGACUCCUUUUUCCAUGUUUGCCUUGAAUGUGGUCUUUUGCUACAUGAUUCAUGUCCCGACUUGCCCCAAGUGAUCAACCACCCCUUUCAUCCCCCACACCAGCUCACCCUGCGAUCACCUUUUGAUUCUGGUCCUCCACACCAUGUCAACCUACGCUCACCUUUUGAUUUUGGUCCCUUUACGGAAAGUUGUUGUCGUGUGUGUUUGAAGCCUCCAACACGAUGGAAAUACGGUUGUGACAAGAAUGAUUUGACAAUUGACAGUAGAUGUGCUUUGCUGCCUUACGUUAGGGACACUAGAAUUCAUCACCAUCCUCUUGCUUACUUCACCAAUUCCACCACCGGACCUAGUAACUUUUGUUGCCAUGCUUGUUUUAAGAUCCAAUGCACCCCGUUCCUUCGUUGUGUGGAGUAUCACUGCUAUUUUGAGGUUCACAUCAGUUGUAUCCCAAAGUUGCCACCUACCCUUAAACAUAAAUAUCACAGACAUGCCCUCACCCUUACCAAUUCUCCCAUCAAAGACCAUCCAGACGAAGAUGAGGACGCAGUAUUCUACUGCGACACUUGCGAGGAAAGAAGGGUCCUUGCUGACCGAAGUUACUACUGUGUCGAAUGCCACUAUGUUGCCCAUGUUGGUUGCGUCAUGUCUGAGUUUCUGAGUUUAGUAGGGGUAAAGUACAACAUCUUAGCUGGAAUGCCUGAGGACCCAAAGUUGGAAACAUCUACUGUUAUGGUUAAAGGAAACACUGAUAAAGUGGUCGGCAGCAGAAGUUUGAUGAUAGAAGAGAUAGAGCAGGAGAGAGCAAAGCUGGAAAUUAAUGCAGAGGCAAAUGAAAUUGCUUCAUUUGUUACAAAAUUAAUUCUGGGUACUCCCACAGGCAAUGAAAAAGCUACAAGAGAAUUUUCUACAGUCAGUUCUAGUGAGGAGGACACCCAGAAUAGAGAAGCUACCAUGAGCUCUGCCCUCAAUGAACUGGAUGAAGAGAUCGCAGUGUUUUGUGCAGACUUAAUGGAGCCAACAGCCAAAUAAGAGGCAAUUAGAAAGGAUUUAAUGGUGCAAACAUCGAUACAGUUAGGAUCAAGUUACAUGGGACUAAUUUAAUUGUUUUCCAAAAAUUUUACAUUUAAAUUACUAGUAUUGAAAUUUUCGUUGGGCCUUUCUUUCAAUUUCCUUAAUUAUAUGACGUAUGAACUUGGUAAUUAUUUUCAUAAUGUUUGUUUUCAUAGUUUUUAUUCUUGUCUUGCAAUAUUUUGUUUAAUAUUU